AUGUCGACGACGAAGCAAAGCUCAGCACAAGGCAAGGUGAACCCGGUGUUCUCUCUGAGCUCUGGUGCAUUUGCUGGUGCCGUAGAAGGAUUCGCAACGUACCCCAUCGAGUACACAAAGACCGUAGCACAAUUUUCGACAAAAGCUGGGGAAAAGCCGCCAAAUCCAAUCAAUAUUGUUCGUGAGACAGUGACAAAGUAUGGUGUGCGUGGCUUGUACAGUGGAUGUGGUGCCCUCGUAGCAGGGAAUGCACUCAAGGCCGGCGUGCGGUUCCUCUCAUAUGACCACUUCAAGUCCAUGCUCAAGGACGAGCAUGGCAAGUUGACGGCGCCUCGAAGUCUGCUUGCCGGCCUGGGUGCAGGUAUGAUGGAGGCCAUCUUCGCUGUGACGCCGUCUGAAACAAUUAAAACGAAGCUAAUUGACGAUGCAAAAAGCCCCAAGCCCAAGUACCCACCCAAUCUCGUGGCCGGCUCCAUCGCGAUUGGCUCAUCGCGCCCAGGACAGCCGUUACCAGGCGGUGUGACGUUCGGCAUAGGCGCAGUUGCUGGGGUUGUGACCGUUUAUGCAACGAUGCCCUUGGAUGUCGUCAAAACACGGCUGCAAACACUGCAUGGCCGUGAUCAAUACAAGGGCACAUUCGAUUGCAUGGCCAAAAUCCUGCGGCACGAAGGACUCUUUGCUUUCUGGCGAGGAGCGACACCGCGUCUCGCACGACUGAUGCUGAGCGGCGGCAUUGUGUUUACAGUGUAUGAAAAGAGCAUGGAUCUGCUUCAAAGCACAUUUGCCUAA
Malassezia globosa CBS 7966 is the source of this 789-nucleotide messenger RNA. RefSeq lists its product as uncharacterized. The record is from RefSeq and is a predicted model, not a curated record. Lineage: Eukaryota; Fungi; Basidiomycota; Malasseziomycetes; Malasseziales; Malasseziaceae. Bases 1 to 789 code for a protein of 262 amino acids. Gene Ontology annotation, cellular component: mitochondrion. Gene Ontology annotation, biological process: mitochondrial citrate transmembrane transport. The transcript is spliced from 3 exons. Gene Ontology annotation, molecular function: citrate secondary active transmembrane transporter activity.